UUAAAAAUAAAAAUAUAUAUAAAAAAACCUUCUCAGUUCUUCAAAUUCAAACAGCCCCAUCAUGGCAUUUGAUUUGUUAUGUUCCAAAAUGGGCAACCUCGUCAAGUUCCUUCCCACAGGAACUGUCUUCAUUUUCAACUUCUUAAACCCUGUUUUAACUGACAAUGGCAAUUGCAAAACUCCACUCAACAAACAAUCAGCCGCCAUUCUCAUUGUCCUUUGUGGCUUCACCUGCAGUUUCAGUUGCUUUACCGACAGUUACAAAGAUCGCGACGGAAAAACUCAUUACGGGAUAGCGACUUUCAAGGGUCUUUGGCCGUCGCCAUCAUCAUUCGAGUCGGAUUUGGUGAACUUGUCGAGCUACAAGCUUCGGUUGAGCGACUUCGUGCACGCUUUCUUUUCGUCGAUGGUGUUCGCAGUUUUAGUCCUUUUGGAACCCAACACCGUGAAGUGCUUUUAUCCAUCUUUGUCGACCAAUUCCAAGGCUUUAAUAUGCCUAAUUGCAUUGCCUCCGAUUGCACUCGUAGUUUCAUUGGCCUUCAUGUGGUUCCCUAACAAACGCCAUGGCAUUGGGCACCCUUCCAUUGAACAUUCUUCCAAUAAGACCAAUUUGCUUCUUCCACACACAAGUUAAUUUCUUCUUGAUUAAUAUUGAGUAAAUUCUACUGCUCGUUUAUUUUCUUUUAAAUAUUUAUGGUUGUAUCUUAGUUUUUAAUUUACAAUAAAUUUUGAUAAUGAAUGCUUUAAGGGUAUCAUAAAGUAAAGUUACAA
This is a messenger RNA of Gossypium raimondii (Peruvian cotton), 771 nucleotides long. Its product is annotated as protein DMP2. NCBI's taxonomy places the organism in Eukaryota, Viridiplantae, Streptophyta, Magnoliopsida, Malvales, Malvaceae. The transcript has a single exon. Gene Ontology annotation, biological process: endomembrane system organization. Bases 62 to 634 code for a protein of 190 amino acids. The record is from RefSeq and is a predicted model, not a curated record.